Molecule: messenger RNA, 7995 nt
Organism: Piliocolobus tephrosceles (Ugandan red Colobus)
Lineage: Eukaryota; Metazoa; Chordata; Mammalia; Primates; Cercopithecidae
Gene: CHL1
Product: cell adhesion molecule L1 like
Exons: 27
Coding region: 639-4268 (1209 amino acids)
Cellular component (GO): neuron projection
Molecular function (GO): protein binding
Source: RefSeq, a predicted model, not a curated record
GAUCCUACCUCUUUUGACCAGAGAUGUUGAAAACCACGACCAAAGUUUUUGGCUUGGUCUCUUGCUUUCCACAAUGAGAUAAAGUCUUAAGCCUGUAACUCUCCCUGUCCCACGGGAGUGUGCAAAGGGAGGGAAAAUAAGCGGCGUGGGUGAGGGGUGGCGGCGCAGAAUCGAGGAAGGGAGGAGAGGCGAGAGCCAGCCUCUGGCAGGAGGGCGUGGAUCUCGGUGCAAGCCAGAACAGGUCCAGCCUUCCCGCGGCCAGCGCCAGCAGCGGGAGGGGACAGGCGGGACCUCCGUGGGCAGUCCCGGGUGCGGACCAGCGGGGAACGGCCGGCAAGAAACUCCCUUGGAUCCGCCCAGAGCUUACUGGACCCUGUCCGUCCCUGUCCCAGCUCUCAGCCAGUUUGGGGGAGAAGUUGCCUGAGGGAAGGUACCGGACAGAUCUCGUGCUGGAGGCGACGCAGGUGCUGUAAACUGCAAACCAUAAUCUUGUCUUCAUACUGCAAACAAAUCACAGUGGAACUAAGGGGAACUUAAUUUACUGUUUCCAGGUUAACUAAAGUCUCAGCUUUAAACCAAAAGUAAGAGGAGACAUUAAGCUUUUCAUUCUUUCUGCGUUAUCGCCUUCCUGAAGAGCAAUGGAGCCACUUUUAAAUGGAAGAGGAUUAAUCGUAUCUCUAAUUUUCUUCCUGCUAAAAUUCUCAACAGCAAUUGAAAUACCACCCUCAGUUCAACAGGUUCCAACAAUCACAAAACAGUCAAAAGUCCAAGUUGCCUUUCCCUUUGAUGAGUAUUUUCAAAUUGAAUGUGAAGCUAAAGGAAAUCCAGAACCAACAUUUACGUGGACUAAGGAUGGCAACCCUUUUUAUUUCACUGACCAUCGGAUAAUUACAUCUAAUAAUUCAGGAACAUUCAGGAUCCCAAAUGAGGGGCACAUAUCUCACUUUCAAGGGAAAUACCGCUGCUUUGCUUCAAAUAAACUGGGAAUCGCUAUGUCAGAAGAAAUAGAAUUUAUAGUUCCAAGUGUUCCAAAAUUCCCUAAAGAAAAAAUUGACCCUCUUGAAGUGGAGGAGGGAGAUCCAAUUGUCCUCCCAUGCAAUCCUCCCAAAGGCCUCCCACCUUUACAUAUUUAUUGGAUGAAUAUUGAAUUAGAACACAUCGAACAAGAUGAAAGAGUAUACAUGAGCCAAAAGGGAGAUCUGUACUUCGCAAAUGUGGAAGAAAAAGACAGUCGCAAUGAUUACUGUUGCUUUGCUGCAUUUCCAAGAUUAAGGACUAUUGUACAGAAAAUGCCAAUGAAACUAACAGUUAACAGUUCAAAUUCAAUCAAGCAAAGAAAACCCAAACUGUUGUUGCCUCCCACUGAGAGUGGCAGUGAGUCUUCAAUUACCAUCCUCAAAGGGGAAACCUUGCUGCUUGAGUGUUUUGCUGAAGGCUUGCCAACUCCACAGGUUGAUUGGAACAAAAUUGGUGGUGACUUACCAAAGGGGAGAGAAACAAAAGAAAAUUAUGGCAAGACUUUGAAGAUAGAGAAUGUCUCCUACCAGGACAAAGGAAAUUAUCGCUGCACAGCCAGCAAUUUCUUGGGAAUAGCCACUCACGAUUUUCACGUUAUAGUAGAAGAGCCUCCUCGCUGGACAAAGAAGCCUCAGAGUGCUGUGUAUAGCACCGGGAGCAAUGGCAUCUUGUUAUGUGAGGCUGAAGGAGAACCUCAACCCACAAUCAAGUGGAGAGUCAAUGGCUCCCCAAUUGACAAUCAUCCAUUUGCUGGUGAUGUUGUCUUCCCCAGGGAAAUCAGUUUUAUCAACCUUCAACCGAAUCAUACUGCUGUGUACCAGUGUGAAGCCUCCAAUGUCCACGGAACUAUCCUUGCCAGUGCCAAUGUUGAUGUUGUGGAUGUCCGUCCAUUGAUACAAACCAAAGAUGGAGAAAAUUAUGCUACAGUGGUUGGGUACAGUGCUUUCUUACAUUGCGAGUUCUUUGCUUCACCUGAGGCAGUCGUGUCCUGGCAGAAGGUGGAAGAAGCGAAACCCCUGGAGGGCAGGCGGUAUCAUGUCUAUGACAAUGGCACAUUGCAGAUCAACAGAACCACUGAAGAAGACGCUGGGUCAUACUCAUGUUGGGUAGAAAAUGCUAUAGGAAAAACUGCAGUCACAGCCAAUUUGGAUAUUAGAAAUGCUACAAAACUUAGAAUUUCUCCUAAGAAUCCUCGUAUCCCCAAAUUGCAUAUGCUUGAAUUGCAUUGUGAGAGCAAAUGUGACUUACAUUUGAAACACAGUUUGAAGUUGUCCUGGAGUAAAGAUGGAGAAGCCUUUGAAAUUAAUGGCACAGAAGAUGGCAGGAUAAUUAUUGAUGGAGCUAAUUUGACCAUAUCUAAUGUAACUUUAGAGGACCAAGGUAUUUACUGCUGUUCAGCUCAUACUGCUCUAGAUAGUGCUGCAGAUAUAACUCAAGUAACUGUUCUUGAUGUUCCGGAUCCACCUGAAAACCUUCACUUGUCUGAAAGACAGAACAGGAGUGUCCGGCUGAGCUGGGAAGCUGGAGAUGACCACAAUAGCAAUAUUAGCGAGUAUAUUGUUGAAUUUGAAGGAAACAAAGAAGAGCCUGGAAGGUGGGAGGAACUGACCAGAGUCCAAGGAAAGAAAACCACAGUUAUCUUACCUUUGGCUCCAUUUGUGAGAUACCAGUUCAGGGUCAUAGCCGUGAAUGAAGUAGGGAGAAGUCAACCUAGCCAGCCGUCAGACCAUCAUGAAACACCGCCAGCAGCUCCAGAUAGGAAUCCACAAAACAUAAGGGUUCAAGCCUCUCAACCAAAGGAAAUGAUUAUAAAGUGGGAGCCUUUGAAAUCCAUGGAGCAGAAUGGACCAGGCCUAGAGUACAGAGUGACCUGGAAGCCACAGGGAGCCCCAGUGGAGUGGGAAGAAGAAACAGUCACAAACCACACGUUGAGGGUGAUGACGCCUGCUGUCUACGCCCCUUAUGAUGUCAAAGUCCAGGCUAUAAAUCAACUAGGAUCUGGGCCUGCCCCUCAGUCAGUGACUCUCUAUUCUGGAGAAGACUAUCCUGAUACAGCUCCAGUGAUCCAUGGGGUGGACGUUAUAAACAGUACAUUAGUUAAAGUUACCUGGUCAACAAUUCCAAAGGACAGAGUACAUGGACGUCUGAAAGGCUAUCAGAUAAAUUGGUGGAAAACAAAAAGUCUGUUGGAUGGAAGAACACAUCCCAAAGAAGUGAAUGUUCUAAGAUUUUCAGGACAAAGAAACUCUGGAAUGGUUCCUUCCUUAGAUGCCUUUAGUGAAUUUCACUUAACAGUUUUAGCCUAUAACUCUAAAGGAGCUGGUCCUGAAAGUGAGCCUUAUAUAUUUCAAACACCAGAAGGAGUACCUGAACAGCCAACUUUUCUCAAGGUCAUCAAAGUUGAUAAAGACACUGCCACUUUAUCCUGGGGACUACCUAAGAAAUUAAAUGGAAACUUAACUGGCUAUCUUUUGCAAUAUCAGAUAAUAAAUGACACCAACGAGAUUGGAGAAUUAAAUGAUAUUAACAUUACAACUCCAUCAAAGCCCAGCUGGCACCUCUCAAACCUGAAUGCAACUACCAAGUACAAAUUCUACUUGAGGGCUUGCACUUCACAGGGCUGUGGAAAACCGAUCACGGAGGAAAGCUCCACCAUAGGCGAAGGGAGUAAAGGUAUCGGGAAGAUAUCAGAAGGAGUAAAUCUUACUCAAAAGACUCACCCAAUAGAGGUAUUUGAGCCGGGAGCUGAACAUAUAGUUCGCCUAAUGACUAAGAAUUGGGGUGAUAACGAUAGCAUUUUUCAAGAUGUAAUUGAGACAAGAGGGAGAGAAUAUGCUGGUUUAUAUGAUGACAUCUCCACUCAAGGCUGGUUUAUUGGACUGAUGUGUGCAAUUGCUCUUCUCACACUAGUAUUGUUAACUGUUUGCUUUGUGAAGAGAAACAGAGGUGGAAAGUACUCAGUUAAAGAAAAGGAAGAUUUGCAUCCAGACCCAGAAAUUCAGUCAGUAAAAGAUGAAACCUUUGGUGAAUACAGUGACAGUGAUGAAAAACCUCUCAAAGGAAGCCUUCGGUCCCUUAAUAGGGAUAUGCAGCCUACUGAAAGUGCUGACAGCUUAGUCGAAUACGGAGAGGGAGAUCAUGCUCUAUUCAAUGAAGAUGGAUCAUUUAUUGGUGCCUAUGCAGGAUCUAAGGAGAAGGGAUCUGUUGAAAGCAAUGGAAGUUCUACAGCAACUUUUCCACUUCGGGCAUAAACACAACAUGUGUAACCAACGCUACUGGUUCACCCCAACCUUCCAUAUUUAUCUGUUCAAGGGAGCAAGAACUUUCAUAUAGGAAUAGAAACAUGUUGACCGAAGAUUUCAUCCAGAAGUCAACAUCCUGCAAUUAUGUUGAAAAAAGUAGCACUGCCUUCAAAAUAUAAAAUGCCAAGCACUUCAGGCCUAUGUUUUGCUUUUGUUGUUUUCAGGUGCUCGAAAUGCAAAACACAAAACGAAUCCUGUAUUUAGAUACACCUCAAAUAAAUCCAAAGUCUUCAUUCAGUAUAGUCCAUAUUUGCCUGAUUUUACUAUUCAGUAUGCUUGCAUAGAUGUUGCUACCUUGUGGGGUUUUCUCCGUAUGCACAUUGGUAUACAGUCUCUGAGAACUGGCUUGGUGACUUUGCUUCACUACAGGUUAAAAGACCAUAAGCAAACUGGUUAUUUAAAAUGUAAAAAGGAAUAUGAAUGUCUUAUUAAAACAUUUCAUUGAAUAUAUACAGUCUAAAUUUAUUAUUUAAAUUGUAGUAGCAAAAGUCUAAGGUGAACAAUCAACUAGUAUUUAUUGAGCUCCUAUUUGCCCAGAGAUGAUCAUAUUUAAACAGAAGUAUAAGUUUUUCAGUUUCAACAUUUUUAAAAUUUCUGUCAGUUAUGACAUCCACGAGCAUCACUUUUUGUGUCUGUGUUUUUUUGUUUUUUUGUUUUUUCUUGGACUAAAUUCAACUGCAUGGAAGCAGUGGUCAGAAGGCUGUUUCAUACAAGAACAGGCAGAAAGUGCCCAUUGUUCUGGAUUCUAAUAGCUACAUCUACUUAAUAUCUUCAUUUCUAAAUCGACUGCUUUUACCUUUUUUCUUGUUUAUGUAAUGGUAUGCUUGCAUAUAUUUCAUGAAUACAUUGUACAUAUUAUGUUAAUAUUUACACAAUUUAAAAUAUAGAUGUGUUUUAUUUUGAAGGGAGAAAAGGAACAUUAACAGGCAUGUUUGUACAGUUAGAAUAUAUUAGUAAGAUACUGUUUUUCAUCAUUCCAGAGCUACAACUAGUAACAUGAGGUUCCAAAGCUGAAGACUUUGUAUAAAGCAUUUGGAUUUUGUUCUUAUGUGGUUUUCUUUCAACAGUUUCAAAAUAAAAUAUCAUAUACAUAUUGAGGGAAAUGUUUUCAUAUUUUUCAAAAUAGGUUUUUACUGUUGAAUGUACAUCUACCCCAGUUCCUCAAAAGAAAAACUAUUUACAUAGAAAUUACUACACAUAUGUUUGCGUGUAUGGUAUUUUAAACAUCUUUGUGGUGAGAAUCUGUUUCCCCUAUAUUCUCCUUCUGUCAAAGUCAGUACAAAUUCAGGGAAUUUAUUUUCUGGCAUUUGUGCUCCAGUCCUUUUAAAAUUGUCCAUGAAGAUAUGUUUUAAAAACAAUAUGGAGGAUGAUGCAUACAUGUCAGUCAAGUUCAGCACUAGACUUGACAUUUUACGGAAAUAUUUUUUAAUCUUAUCCUGAAAUACUUAACUACUCUUUAAUGAAAUUGAUUUAUUUUACUUUAGUUUUUGAGUUGUGAUUAUUGGUAUACAGUUACAUCCUCAAGUUGGACUUAUGUAACCCCUUAUAUUUCAUGGAUACCAACAUUUGGGGUAUUUACAAUAGUCAGCGCAGGAAUGCACAUGGAAUAUCUACUUGUCCUUUUGAACCUGAACCUCACGUGUCCUCCAGAAGGCAUAGACAGGAAAAGAAUGUCUUAUUUAAAACUACAGUUUAUGGGCUCAGGAUUUGACCAAAGUCCUGGGAGUAAGCAUUUCAAAGGGGGAAGGCAUCGUGGUCCCUACCCCGUGUAAAUGUGAGGAUGCACACAUCCAUCAGUGCAACUCGAGCUCCAUCCUCAUCUGAUUUCUAAGUUACCAAUUUUCUGGAGGAACAGCCAUCAUGUUUUGAUUUAUCUGGGAGAAAAUUGUCGUGCUCAGCUACUGAGGAGGGCAAGGUUAUGACGUUUAAGUUUAGUUCUCAUACUAUUCAAUCUCCUCUUCUUUGUCGUCAGUCAAAAUGUGGUUUUUAAAGAGAGUCAUGCAGGUUAGAAAUAAUGUCAAAAAUAUUUAGGAAUUUAAUACCCUUUAAGUCAGAAGAUAAAACAAAUACUGAAAUAUUAGCUCUUCCUAGACUUCGUGUUCCCCUUUAGCUGCCUGAAAAUCAAAGAUUGUUCCUACUCAGAUCGACUGAGUGGCUAAAACUUAUGGAUAUGAAAAAUGAGAUUGUAUGAUGACUAUGUUUUCCUAUCAUUAUUACCUUUCCUCAAUACUAUUGGGCUACUACUGGGAAUCUUCAGCACAAAAGAAAUAGGUCUAUGAUUGACCCUGAUUUUAAUUGUGAAAUUAUAUGAUUCAUAUAUUUUAUGAAUCAGAAUAACUUUCAAAUAAAAUAAAUCCAAGUAGGUUAAAAUGGAUUUCAUGAUUUUUCCCUCAGAAAAUGAGUAACAGAGUCCAUGAUGUGCAAUGGUAAUUACAACUUGGUGAGGCUUGUUUGCAAAACGCCCACUAGUAAUAAGGCAACAGCCAAUAUUUAGAACUUUGUUCUUUACUGGCUUUACACUAACUUUCUCUAGUCUACUUCCAAUAUUAUUUAAUGUAACUGAUUGUAUAUAGUCUCAAGAAUGGUUGGUAGGCAUGAGUUCCUAGAGAACUGACCAAGGGUUGGGAAAAUCCAAAUUCUCUUCCUGGUUCCAGCACUCAUUUUGUACAUAAACAUUAGGCAGGUUGCUUAACCUUUUUAUUUCAAACUCUCAACUCUAAAGUGCUAAUAAAUAAUCUCAGUUACCUUAUCUUUGUCACAGGGUGUUCUUUUUUAUGAAGAAAAGUUUGAAAAUGGUAAAAGCUAAGAUGCCUUUUAACUUCAUAAGCAAACCUUUAACUAAUUAUGUAUCUAAAAGUCACCCCCCACAUACCAACUCAACUUUUUUCCUGUGAACACAUAAAUAUAUUUUUAUAGAAAAACAAAUCUACAGAAAAUAAAUCUACUGUUCUGUGAGCAGUAUGAUUUGUACAUGCCAUUGAAAAUUAUUAAUCAGAAGAAAAUUAAGCAGGGUCUUUGCAAUACAAAAUGUUUUCCACAAUUUUGCAUGCGUAUUUAUAAGAAAAAUGCGAAUUUGGUGGUUUUAUUCUAUUGGUAUAAAGGCAUUGAUAUUUUAGGUGCACCCACGUUUGUAAAAAUGUAGAGCACAAUGGAAUUACGCUGGAAGUCUCAAAUAAUAUUUUUUCCUAUUUUAUACUCAUGGAAGAGAUAAGCUAAAGAGAGGAAAAUAAUGAGAAAUGUUGGUGUGCUUUUCGAAGCAUUUAAAACAUAAUUGCCAAUUGAAAUCCUAAAUAUGUUUACAUACCAUUAAGAUAUGAUUCUUGUAACAAUGUUAAAUUGAUUAUAAUGGGAUUGGGUUUGUUAUCUGUGUUAGUAUAUACAUAUCCUAGUGUUCCUAUAGUGAAAUAAGUAGGGUCGAGCCAAAGCUUUCUUUGUUUUGUACCUUAAAUUGUUCGAUUAUAUCAUCAAAAGAGAUGAAAGGUAUGUAGAACGGGUUCACCUGAUUACCUUUUUCUUUUGGCUUGGAUUAAUAUUCAUAGUAGAACUUUAUUAAAAUGUGUUUGUAUUGUAGGUGGUGUUCGUAUUAUGCUUAUGACUAUGUAUGGUUUGAAAAUAUUUUCAUUAUACAUGAAAUUCAACUUUCCAAAUAAAAGUUCAACUUCAUGUAAUCCAAAAA